AUGACCCUCAUUCUUCAUACAACACCAGCAACAGCCCAAAUGACAAUAAAAGUAGCAAUUAUUGGCGCAGGCCCCGGUGGCCUGGUGACCCUCAAGACCUUACUGGAAGCAUCCACGCCCGAGCAGCAGAUCGAGGCGUACCUAUUCGAAGCUGAGUCUGAUGUCGGCGGCACAUUCAACUACCGCUCUUACCAGAACGCCGAAUUGGUAAGCAGUAAGCAAUUGACCACAUUCUCGGAUCAUCGCUUGCCGCUUGAAACUCCCGAUCAUGUGUCAUUGCCCGAAUAUGUCGACUAUCUCCGGUCUUAUGUUGAGCGGUUCAAUCUGGGACCAUAUAUCAAGUUCAACUGUCCCGUCGUUCGCGUGUCUCCGCUCGAUGAUGGUUCCAGCUGGGCUCAUCGAGUGAGCUAUGUGGACCGGAAUGGUGGAGAUGAAGCCAAGGAGAGUCUUUUUGACUGUUCGCACAUUGCUGUCUGUACUGGACUUCAUGUUGAGCCAAAUGUUCCUGAUAUUUCAGGUAUUGAGAAUAUUCAGGGUGACGUAUUCCACUCAUCGCUUUACAAGGGCCGCGAUCAAGUAGCUGGCAAGAAAGUCCUUAUCUUGGGUUGCGGUGAAACAGCGAUGGAUAUUGCCUAUGAAUCCAUCAAAGCCGACGCCCAGUCAGUCACCAUGUGUUUUCGCACCGGCUUUCUCUCCUUCCCCAAACAACUCAGCCGAUUCCAAGUAUUCGGCAAGACCUUCAGUGGUGGUCUUCCAAUUGAUGGUCUUAUCACCAAUCUGUUCGAAACUGCAUAUGUUCAUCGGGCAGUGGCUAGCAGCAGAUUGCGCUGGUGCAUUUCGGACUUUGUGAUUAAGCGAGUUCUCUGGUUUCUGACUGGCACCCAGGCCGGUAUGAACCAGCAUGUCGGUGCUCUUCCUAAGGAGCGACUAGGAAGGGCAUUUGUCUUUCUUAACAAGAGCAACAAAGCGAUGCCUUAUCUCAAUCGCCCCUACAAGACAUAUAAUCCGUUUUUAGCCUUGAUCGGUAACCGCUACAUUGAUCCUCCUGAGGAUGCUACAUCUGAUCGAGUCGUCGACACUUGCACCUGGCCGAGAUACAAACAAACUUUCCCGUACCUUGACUCGUCAUAUCCGACAGCAUCAGACGCUGAAAUCCGAAACAUUAUCAACCCAACAAAUCCAGACAUCGCAUUCAUCGGCUUCGUACGUCCUGGAGUUGGCGCAAUCCCACCCAUAGCGGAACAACAAGCCAUGUGGUGGACAUCACUCAUAACAGGUCGCAUGCAGAUGCCCAAGGAUCCUCCUCACUAUCACCUCCUUGCAGCGAAGGGAUCUCGAAUUCAAUACGGCGUGGACCACAGCGCGUACAUGAGUACUUUGGCUAAAGAUUUCGGUGGUGCUCCAGGACUCCUUGAGCUGUAUCGUCGCCAUGGGUUGCAAAUUCUGCUAAUAUACUGCUUUGGCGCAUCAUUUGUUACAUUUUACAGGUUGAUGGGACCAUUUGAGUCACCCAUUGCGCCUGAGAUUGCUCGGACGGAAUUGGCCGAGACCAUCCUCCGACGGGGCUAUAUCGGAAAUCUCUUCUUUGGGGUUAUACCGAUGCUCUUUUAUGGUGUCAUUAAUACUGUGGCUUUGUUACUUGACUUUGUCGGGUUGCUUCCUCGUGAGGCAAAUAUCGAGUGUGGUGAAUCCUCCUAA
Molecule: messenger RNA, 1698 nt
Organism: Penicillium angulare
Lineage: Eukaryota; Fungi; Ascomycota; Eurotiomycetes; Eurotiales; Aspergillaceae
Product: Monooxygenase
Exons: 5
Coding region: 1-1698 (565 amino acids)
Molecular function (GO): N,N-dimethylaniline monooxygenase activity; flavin adenine dinucleotide binding; NADP binding
Source: RefSeq, a predicted model, not a curated record